UAAAAUUUUUAAUGAAAGAAAGAAGAAACUUCACAUCAGCAUCAGAAUCUCUCUCUUUCUCUCUCUCCUUCUUCACAAGCAAAAACACCAAACCCAAUUCUUCUUUCUUCAUUUUGCCGACACUUCUUUCUUCUCUCUCUCUAUCUCUCUCUCCACCGUCAUGGAUUCCUCCUAUGGUGUCACAAAGCUCCUUCUCCUCCUCCUCUUAGCCGUCUCCAUUGCCACCGCAUUACCCGAUAACAAACCCGUAUCAGGUCAAAUAAACUCAAACUCAGUCCUCGUAGCUCUCCUCGACUCUCACUACACAGAGCUAGCUGAACUAGUCGAAAAAGCCCUCCUUCUCCAAACCCUCGAAGAAGCAGUUGGCAAACACAACAUCACAAUCUUCGCACCACGCAACGACGCCUUGGAACGGAACCUAGACCCACUCUUCAAAUCUUUCUUGCUCGAACCAAGAAAUCUCAAAUCGUUACAGUCUUUACUAAUGUUCCACAUUCUCCCUAAACGAAUCACUUCUCCUCAAUGGCCUUCUCUCUCUCACCACCACCGUACUCUCUCCAACGACCAUCUCCACCUCACCGUCGACGUCAACACUUUAAAAGUCGACUCGGCAGAGCUCGUCCGUCCUGAUGACGUCAUCAGACCCGAUGGUAUCAUCCACGGUAUCGAACGUCUUCUCAUCCCUCGCUCUGUUCAAGAAGAUUUCAACCGCCGUCGUAGUCUCCGUUCAAUCUCCGCCGUCAUACCAGAAGGAGCACCUGAGGUUGACCCAAGAACCCACCGUCUCAAGAAACCAGCUCCCGCCGUCCCCGCCGGUGCUCCUCCUGUUCUCCCAAUCUACGACGCUAUGUCACCAGGUCCUUCCCUAGCUCCGGCUCCAGCACCUGGACCCGGUGGCCCACGUGGACACUUCAACGGCGAGGCUCAAGUCAAAGAUUUCAUCCACACUCUCUUGCAUUACGGUGGAUACAACGAGAUGGCUGACAUACUCGUCAAUUUAACUUCUUUAGCCACAGAGAUGGGUCGUCUCGUGUCAGAAGGCUACGUUUUAACCGUUCUUGCUCCUAACGACGAAGCCAUGGCAAAGCUCACAACGGACCAGCUAAGCGAGCCAGGUGCUCCUGAACAGAUUAUGUAUUACCACAUCAUACCGGAGUAUCAAACCGAAGAGAGUAUGUACAACGCUGUUCGGAGAUUUGGGAAAGUGAAGUACGACUCAUUGAGAUUCCCACAUAAAGUGUUGGCUCAAGAAGCUGAUGGAUCUGUCAAAUUCGGACACGGUGAAGGCUCUGCUUACUUGUUCGAUCCUGAUAUUUACACCGACGGUCGGAUUUCGGUUCAGGGUAUCGACGGAGUCUUGUUUCCGGCGGAGGAAACCCCGGCGACGGAGAUUAAACCCGCUUCUCCGGUCGUUAAAAAAGUUGCUAAAUCAAGAAGAGGUAAAUUGAUGGAGGUAGCUUGUAGAAUGAUGGGUUCACGGUUUAUUCCGUGUCAGUGAUUUUACAGAAAAAAUAUCAGAGCUUCCCACAAUUUCUUUAUUCUGUAAACAUCUGAAGAAGAAAAAAAAAAAGAGAAAAAGAGUUGAAAUAUGUAAAUGAUGUGAUUUUUGGGGUUCGUUGCGAUUUGCAUGUUCUAUUUGUAAUUUUUUUUACCAUUUAAAUAUAUAUAUAUAUAUAUAUAAAUACGUAGAUUUUGAUGAAGUUUGUUAUUAUUUGGGGGUGAGUAAACAGAAAUGUCAUAGGAGUUAGAGAAAUCAAUAUAUAUGUAAUACUUACUACAAGCAAGUUUAUACAACAAACUAUGGAAUAAUAAAAAGGAAGGAUCCAUUUGUGUGCCUA
This is a messenger RNA of Camelina sativa (false flax), 1838 nucleotides long. RefSeq names its product fasciclin-like arabinogalactan protein 16. NCBI's taxonomy places the organism in Eukaryota, Viridiplantae, Streptophyta, Magnoliopsida, Brassicales, Brassicaceae. The record is from RefSeq and is a predicted model, not a curated record.